Messenger RNA from Anolis sagrei ordinatus, 1832 nucleotides. The record is from RefSeq and is a predicted model, not a curated record. Lineage: Eukaryota; Metazoa; Chordata; Lepidosauria; Squamata; Anolidae.
AUGCAGGGUAGCAUGUUUAACACCUGGAAACCGAUGUGGGUUGUGCUGUCUGAAGAUGCCAUUGAAUUCUUUAAGAAGAAGACUGACACCAACCCUAAAGGAAUGAUUCCUCUAAAAGGGAGCACCCUAACAAGUCCCUGCCAGGAUUUUGGUAAAAGGAUGUUUGUCUUUAAACUCACAACUACCAAACAGCAAGAUCACUUCUUCCAAGCCUCUCACCUUGAGGAGAGAGAUGCGUGGGUGAAAGACAUUAAGAAAGCCAUAAAGUGCAUUUUGGGAGGCCAAAGAUUUUCCAGAAAAUCAACCAGGAAGUCUGUCAAGCUUCCAACAACAAUCAAUCUAAGUAACUUGUAUGUUUCAAUGAAAGACCCUGACAAAGGGAUAAAAGAAAUGAAACUGGAAAAAGACAAGAAAAUAUUCAAUCACUGCUUUACAGGCAGUUGUGUCAUUGACUGGCUUCUAUCCAAUAAUGCCAUCCAAAAUCGCCAAGGGGGUCUAAUGGUGGCAUCAGCCCUGUUGAAUGAAGGUUAUUUUCAGGCUGCUGGGGAGCUAUCCAAAACUGCAGCUGAAGGCCUGUCGGAAACGCCCUUCCUUGACAAUGAGGACGCCUAUUAUUACUUUGCAGACAGUGGAUUCUUCUGCGAAGGAAAUUCCAGUGACGAUGAUGGGGUUUUCAAGGAAGAGUUCAGAGGUGUGGUGAUCAAACAGGGAUGUCUACUGAAACAGGGUCACAGGAGGAAAAACUGGAAAGUACGAAAGUUUGUGCUGAGAGAAGAUCCUGCCUACAUACACUAUUAUGAUCCUGCUGGGGGAGAAGAACCACUUGGAGCCAUUCACCUGAGAGGUUGUGUGGUCACAGCAGUAGAAGAUGCACCUGACGGCAAAAAAAAUGAAGUUGGAGGGAAUCUGUUUGAAAUCAUUACUGCCAACGAAGUGCACUAUGUCUUGCAAGCAGCCACCUCAGCAGAACGUACUGACUGGAUCAAGGCCAUUCAGAUGGUUGCCAGGACUGGAAAGUGAAGAACCACCAACAUCAGCAAAUAGAGGCAACUUGUUACGUUGCUCGUAUAUAGCCAUAUCAUUUUAAAGGUUUUUUUUCUCUCUCUCUCUCUCUCUCUUUUGGUAAGAGCAUGACUAAGAAGUGAUGGUCAGAAUGCUGCAUCAAGCUACAUAAUAUACUUAACCACACAACGUCUCCUGUCCUGUCCCUGCCCCCUUUCCCCCAACUUGUUAGAAAGUCAUUCAGUUAUGUUCCUGUCACUGGCAGAAUAGACCAGUUGAUAAUAGCUGGUAAAGUAGCUGGAAGGGGGAAAUUGUGACUACUGACCUCAUCACAUUGAGAGGGGAAAGCAUAGGUGACCAUCCCUUUAAGAGUAGAGAAUCACCCUUCUUAUAUCAUCAGCUGUCCCAUUUGCAGUUCUCUCUCCCCAUCACACUCAACAUAGAAACUUAAGAGCUGGGAAUACAGUCAUCUUUUACAUUCAUCACAUGGUCAGUACUACUUUUCUUAAAUCAGGAGAAACAACAAUAUCGAAAACCAAGAGAUCUGUUGUUCUUCCCAAAGCCCUUUACAUUAAAGGAGACUGACACCACUUCAAAACCACUUCUUUCCAUGGGAUCCUAUUUUUUCUGCUCCAAACCCAUAGGAUACAAGAGAAAAUGAUCCAGGUUAAAACCACUUUUCCAUGACAUCCUAUUGUUUUGCAGCAAAUGCCAUAGGAUACAAGAGACUGCUGAUAGUUGGGCAAUGAAAUAGGAUGGGAAACUUUGAUGGUUCCCAUCGCACAUGUUUUUCAGUUGUAAACAUGGGAGUAAAGUGUCAUAAGAGGAGA